Molecule: messenger RNA, 479 nt
Organism: Dromiciops gliroides (monito del monte)
Lineage: Eukaryota; Metazoa; Chordata; Mammalia; Microbiotheria; Microbiotheriidae
Gene: NDUFS6
Product: NADH:ubiquinone oxidoreductase subunit S6
Exons: 4
Coding region: 35-427 (130 amino acids)
Biological process (GO): mitochondrial electron transport, NADH to ubiquinone
Source: RefSeq, a predicted model, not a curated record
AAAGCGACGGGGUCACGGGGUCAUCCCGCGGAAGAUGGCGGCGGCGGCGGCGGGGACGCUGACCUUCGGUCGCUUUCUGAGCCGCAGCCUCGGGGCCUCCCGGGGCCUUCCUGUGGCCGCCAGGUGUUUUGGGGUGAAGAUAUCGCCCUCGGGGGAGAAAAUUACCCACACGGGCCAGGUUUAUGAUGGAGAAGAUUACAGGAGGAUUCGCUUUGUUGGUCGCCAGAAAGAGGUAAAUGAAAACUUUGCAAUUGAUUUGAUAGCAGAGCAACCAGUGAGUCAAGUGGAAAGUCGAGUAAUAUCAUGUGAUGGUGGAGGAGGAGCGCUGGGUCAUCCAAAAGUAUAUAUAAACUUGGACAAAGAGACUAAAACUGGGACAUGUGGGUAUUGUGGACUUCAGUUUAAACAACAACACCACCACCACUGAAACCAGUUAUAUUCUUUGGGCCUUGUAUAAUUAUCUGCAUGUAAGGAUUUUU